AUGAAUACUGUUGAAGAAAAUAAUACCAAAAUCACCGAUAAUAAUAAUAAUAAUAAUAAUAAUAAUAAUAAUAAUAAUAAUAAUAAUAAUAAUAAUAAAAAUAAUGAUGGUGAAAAUUUAUCACAACAAUUAAUAGAUUCAAAUAAUAAAAAACUGAGAUCACCAAUUCAAGUUUAUUUUGAUUCUGAUGUUAGUUCUUGUUCAUUACAAUCACAAUCAUCACCUCAACAAUUACCAACUCAACAACCAAUUCAACAACAAAUCAAUAAUAUUUUUAAUCAUUUUUUACCACAAAAUCAAGCUCCACUUUUACAAGCACAAAAUCAACAACCAAUUAAUAAUAUAAAUCAAGUUUCAAAUUUUCAAAUUCAACCAAUCCCUUUAACAUUUCAAUUACCAAAUAAUAUUAAUACCAAUACCAAUAACACCAAUAUGAUAAACAAUGUUCAACAAUUUCAAAACAAUUUUUUAAACAAUAAUGAUUUUUCUUUAACUGAUCCAGUUCCAUCUCCUUUUGUUUUAUUUAACAAUAAUAAUAAUAACAAUAACAAUAACAAUAACAAUAACAAUAACAAUAUUAAUAAUUUUCAUCAUAAUAAUAUUAAUAAUAAUUUUGAUAAUAAUAAUAGUAAUUAUAAUACUAUUAAUACUCAUCCUAAUAAUACUAAUAAUAAUAGUAGUAAUAUAAACCAAAUUCAAUCAAAUAUAUACCCACAACAAAAUUUACACAACCCUUUCUUACCAAUCCAUAAUAAUAAUAAUAUUAAUAAUAAUAAUAUUAAUAAAAAUAAUAAUAAUUAUAAUAAUAAUAAUAAUAAUAAAAAUAAUAAUAAUAAUAAUAAUAAUAAUAAUAAUAAUAACAAUCCACAAUUAUUUUCAAUGGAGCCACCUAAUGGCUUUAAUCAUUCCACAACUGAUAAUACAUCAUCAGUAUCAUCAGUACCAUCAAAUAAAAAGAAAUCUUCAAAAACUAAACAAAAAUCAAAACCACUUACUAUCCAACAACAACAACAACACAAGUCCAACUACCAUCAACAACCAAAUCAAAAUUCUCAACAUUUACAAUCAAAACCAAAUUCACCAAUUUUGAUUUCAUCUCCACUUAAUUCUCAACAGAAUUCAUCACCACCCCAGCCAUCUCCUACUCAAUCAUUUUUAUCUCCACCUCAAUAUUCACAAUCACCACAAAAUAAUAAUUUUAAUAAUAAUAAUAAUAAUAUUAGUAAUAAUAAUAAUAAUAAUAAUAAUAAUAAUAAUAAUAAUAAUAAUAAUAAUAAUAAUAAUAAUAAUAAUAAUAAUAAUAAUAAUAAUAAUAAUAAUAAUAAUAAUAAUAAUAAUAAUAAUAAUAAUAAUAAUAAUAUAAAUAAUAGUACAAAUAAUAAUAAUAACAAUAGUAAUACAAAUAAUAAUACAAAUACAAAUACAAAUAAUAAUAAUAAUAAAAAUAAUAAUAAUAAUAAUAAUAAUGAGAUUGAAAAUAAUAAUAAUGAAGAAUUAAUACUACUUUGGUAUAAUUCAAUUAUAAAGAAUAUAAUUGUUGAUGAAAAUCAUUUUAAAAUUGAAAAUCAAUUUAAUAAAGAAAAUGGUUAUUUAGUAUUUAAACAAUUAUUUAAGAAUCAUUUUGGAUCAAUUGGUACAAUUGGUAAAGAGAUGGCAGAAUAUAUUCAAUUACAUUGUGAAGUUAUGAAUGAAAUUACAGAACUUUCAAAAUUUCAUUUUCAAUCAAUUGAUAAUUUCUAUAAUAAUUAUAUUAGAAUCAUUAAUGGUUAUUCUUUAAUUCCUGCAAAAGAUAGCGGUGCUACAAUUAAAGCUAGACCUAAAAAAGGUGCAAAACUAUCCAAAGAGUCUAAAGAUAUUCUAGAGAAUUGGAUUAAAAAUCAUAUAGCUCAUCCAUAUCCAACCAAUGAUGAAAAAGAGCAAUUACAAAGACAAACUGGUUUAACUCCAAAUCAAAUUUCAAAUUGGUUCAUUAAUACUCGUAGAAGAAAAGUUCCAACUCUAUGUGAUGAAGCUGGUAUAAUUACAAAUAGUAAUGUAAUGCCACAAAUGACAAUAAAUAAUAAUAAUAAUAAUGGAGGUAAUAGUAAUUUUAAAAAUAAUAAUAAUAAUACUAUUACAACAACUUCAACAUCUAAUAAUAACAACAAUAAUAACAAUAAUAAUCACAACGAAAUGGAAUGCGAUGAUGGUGAAAAUGAAGAAAGCAGUGAAUAUGAUGAUUAA
Dictyostelium discoideum AX4 is the source of this 2223-nucleotide messenger RNA. RefSeq lists its product as hypothetical. The transcript has a single exon. The coding region runs from base 1 to 2223 and encodes 740 amino acids. The record is from RefSeq and is a predicted model, not a curated record. Gene Ontology annotation, molecular function: DNA binding. Gene Ontology annotation, cellular component: nucleus. Lineage: Eukaryota; Evosea; Eumycetozoa; Dictyosteliales; Dictyosteliaceae.